AUUAAAUCCGAGGAAAGGGGAGAUAGUGUACAAUGACCUCGGUCGAUUCUACGGCACGAGUUACUGGCAAGAUGAAAUGUCGAUGUUAGAUGUCGUAGGAAUGCCAGGAAGAAUCUGUGGAUUCAUUGUCAUUGACUGGCAGGAUGAUCCAUGAAAUAAACUUUGGAAUGAUGUUUACAAACAUAAGUUCAUGAGCAUGAUCCGUGUGUAUAAGAGAGCUGUGCUAUUUCUGGUGGUGGUGCUCCUGCUCCCUGUGAUACUGCUCAUAUACCUAACCUUUGGAAGUGAUGCCAUAUAUGAGGGUAAAAAGCAGCGUGACCUUAUGGGGUUUACAGAUCGUGAGGCACGGCUAGCAGAUAGAGUGCGUGAGGUGGAACAACAGAACCAGAUGCUGAGGAGACAGUUGAGCGUCUCUCAAAAUCAGUUAAUGAACUACCAGAACAGUCUGGUGAUGGACAAUGAGACUGGGAUAUCUUUGAUCAAUGGAGAAAAUGGGAGACCAGUUCGCUGCAAUAACCCUGAACCUGAAGUGCCAAAAUGUGAAGUAAUCCAUGUGUCCAUAGUGUGUGCAGGCUAUAAUUCCACUAGGAAUGUGAUCACACUUAUCAAAAGUAUUCUCUUCAACAGAAAGCAUCCUCUUCACUUCCAUUUCAUCUCUGAUGGUGCUGCCAAGACAAUCUUACAGACACUUUUCGACUCCUGGAGUGUGCCAGGGGUGCAGGUGAGCUUUUAUCUUGCGGAUGACAAACUAAAGGCUGAAGUGGCUUGGAUACCCAAUAAACACUACUCUGGAGUUUUUGGUUUGCUAAAACUUCUACUUCCUAAUACUUUGCCUACAUUUCUAGACAAGGUGAUUGUUUUAGACACAGAUGUAACUUUUGCAACUGAUAUAGCAGAAUUAUGGAAAAUAUUCUCAAAAUUUAAGAGUAAGCAGGCCAUUGGUUUGGUAGAAAACCAAAGUGACUGGUAUCUUGGAAAGUUGUGGAAAAACCAUCAUCCCUGGCCGGCCCUGGGUAGAGGUUUUAACACGGGUGUGAUAUUACUUGAUCUCCAAAAGUUGCGUGAAUACAACUGGUCACAAAUGUGGAAAAUGGUGGCAGAGAAAGAACUGAUGAGUUUACUGUCCACAGCAUUAGCAGAUCAGAUAAUUCAUUGGAAUUCUCCAGUCAAACUACUGGUGAAGAACAAGCAUGUUGAGUUCUUCAGGAAUCUUCACCUCACUUUUUUGGAAUAUGACGGCAACUUGCUCAGGAGAGAGCUCUUUGGUUGUGCUACCUCUACACCCAACGAAUUGGACAGCAAACUUGUUGCAAUCAACGAAGAUGACGAAUGCUACGAAUUUCGUCGCCAAGGUGCCCUGGUCCUAAGGACCCACUUGUAUUACAUCGACUACGACUACACCCCGUCCGCUGAUGAUGUGACCCUUGUGGCCCAGCUAAGUAUGGACAGACUGCAGAUGUUGGAGGCUAUAUGUAAGCACUGGGAAGGCCCAAUAAGCCUGGCUCUGUAUAUGUCAGAUGCUGAGGCACAGGCUUUCCUUAGAUAUGCUUUAGGAUCCGAUACCCUCAUGGCCAGGAAGAAUAUAGGAUAUCAUGUGGUUUAUAAGGAUGGGCAAUUCUUCCCAGUAAACUACUUGCGCAAUGUAGCAGUGCGUCAGGUGAACACUCCAUACAUGUUCCUCUCAGACAUCGAUUUCCUACCCAUGUAUGGUCUGUACGACUAUUUAAAGAAAGCCACGUCCAUGAUGGAUAUUACGGUGGAGAAGAAAGCAUUGAUAGUGCCAGCCUUUGAGACACAGAGGUAUAGACUGACAUUCCCAAAGUCAAAAGCAGACCUGUUGUCCAUGUUGGAUAUGGCAACAUUGUUUACAUUUAGAUUCCAUGUGUGGCCUCAAGGACAUGCACCAACAAAUUUUGCUAAAUGGAGAAGUGCUACUACACCUUACAAGGUAAGCUGGGAAUCCGAUUUUGAGCCUUAUGUGGUUGUGAGUUCAAAUAUCACAGACUAUGAUCAAAGAUUUGUUGGGUUUGGAUGGAAUAAAGUGUCACAUAUCAUGGAAUUGGAUGCUCAGGGGUAAGUAAAAUAAUUUGAAAUAUGUUUUGAAAGAGCAGAUUGAUGUUAAUAGUGGAAACAAAAUAUUAUGAUAUUUACUACUGUCAACAA
This is a messenger RNA of Lingula anatina, 2163 nucleotides long. RefSeq names its product xylosyl- and glucuronyltransferase LARGE1. The record is from RefSeq and is a predicted model, not a curated record. Gene Ontology annotation, biological process: protein O-linked glycosylation via mannose. Gene Ontology annotation, cellular component: Golgi apparatus. Lineage: Eukaryota; Metazoa; Brachiopoda; Lingulata; Lingulida; Lingulidae. Gene Ontology annotation, molecular function: glucuronosyltransferase activity; xylosyltransferase activity.